CACACAUCGGAAGGACUACGCUGGCCGUGUACAUGUGGAGCAGGUUCAGAAUUUGUAAUGGACAUUUCUUUUGACGUUUACCACACCUGCGUUUAACACACCUGCAUGCUCAGCUGGGAGUGCACCUGUGUUCUGUGUUCUGCGUUCUGGCUCCACCCCUCUGGCUGUGUCUGCGUCGGGUUCCUUCCCAGGUUCUAUGCGCUGCGUCAGUAGCCGUCAAGUGGACACACACUGAUUUCUUCAUCUCUGGGGUGUGUGUGUCACACACACUGAUUUCUUCAUCUCUGUGGUCGAUUGUUCUGUCAGCAUCUGGGAAGACGACACACUCUCCCUCACACACACACACACACACACACACACACACACAAUUCUGGAUCUGCUCUGACCCGCUGGGCCAAUUCUUUGCUCAGGUCUGUCUGGACAUUGGAUGUUUGGAACUAAAGAGCCGGAUUUUGGUCAGCACACACACACACACACACACACACACACACACACACUCAGCGUGCUUUUGCAUUGUUGCGUCCUGCUUUUAAUGUAAGUCUGUCGCUCGAUCCGUCGCUUGGUCAGCCGGUCGGUCUAAGGCGUGAGGAUGCUGCAUUUCCGCCAGCGGACAUGGCAUGUGCCCAGCAUGGUGGCGCUGCCCGAGGCUCAGGACGGCAUUCUGACCCGCUACAGCUCCCUGGGGGCAGGCACAGGGGGCACAGGGGGCACCACAGGACUGGUGGCAGCACGGGUGCAGCGCUACGAAUCUCAGACCCCCGCGGACACCCCCCUCAGAUCGCCCCCCCUCACCCCCCCCACGCCCAGCAGACCUCUCCCCUCACACGGAGACGCCAGACACAAGGGACAGACUCGGCGGCGUAAGAACAUGACAGAGUUUCUGGGCGAUGCCUCCAUUCCGCCCCCGGACACGCCCCCUCUGAGCGCCUCCCUGCCCACCCCGGGAACGGACCGCUGGAAGAACCGCGCCGCCACACGCUUCAGCGUCUUCUUCAGCUCCGCCUCCACCAACGGCGCCCUCGGCAAGGAGUUGGACCGUGUGGAACAGCUGCAGGGGAAGCUUCAGUCCUACACUAAAUUCGGAUUACCCAAGAUGCCCCAGCAGCUCUCGUUCCACAGGGACGCCUGGAACGAAGAGGAAGAGGUCCAGCUGGACAUGGAGGAGAGCUGGCAACAGCUACUGGACAACCCAGAGGCCCUGAGCAGACGUCAGGUGCACCAGCAGGAGGCCAUCUGGGAACUGCUACAGACCGAGGCGGCCUACAUCAAGAAGCUCAACGUCAUCAUCGAUCUCUUCCUCAGUGGCCUGCUGAACCUGCAGGAGAGUGGUCUGCUGGUGGAGGUGGAGGCCCAGCGUCUCUUCAGUAACGUCCAGGAGCUGCUACGUCUGCACACAACCUUCUGGGCAGAGGUGCUGCGGCCCACCCUGGACACCGCGCGCCACACACACACACCGCUCGACCCCACACACCUCUACCAGGGCUUCAUCGAGUUUGGUUUCAGAUUUAAACCCUAUAUGCGCUACUGCAUGGAUGAGGAGGCGUGUAUGGAAUACAUGCGCAGCCUUCUUAAAGACAAUGAGCUCUUCAGGAUCUACGUCACUUGGGCAGAGACCCAUAAGCAGUGCAGUCGUCUGAAGCUGACCGACAUGUUGGUCAAGCCCCACCAGCGCCUCACCAAGUACCCGCUGCUGCUCAAGAGCAUCCUCAAGAAGACCGACGACCCUGCCGCACGCGACACACUCAGCAGGAUGGUGUUGUCGGUGGAGCGGUUCAUCAACAGUGUGGACGGUCAGAUGCGGCAGCGGGAGGAGAGGCAGAGGCUGGAAGCCAUGGCUGGACGCAUCGAGGCGUACGACGCAGUGGAGACCGCCAGCGAGGAGGUGGACAAGAUUCUCAGGGAGGUCAACCAGUUUGACCUGACGGCUCCGGUCAUCGGGGCCUCCUGUGAGGAGACCAGACAACUCUUCCUGGAGGGGGCGCUACGCAUGAAGGAGGGGAAGGACAGCAGGGUGGACGUGUACUGUUUCCUGUUUACUGACCUGUUGCUGAUCACUAAGCCGGUGAAGCGUGUGGAGCGCGUGCGUGUGAUUCGCCAGCCGCUGCUGCUGCACCAGGUGGUGUGUCGUGAGCUGAAGGAUGCCGGAGCCUUCCUCCUCCUCUACCUCAACCAGCUCCAGCACGUCACAGCCGCCUACAGCUUCCAGGCCAACAGCGCCACCCAGGGGAGAAGCUGGGUAGAGGCCAUCACCAAUGUACAGAAGCAGCUGCAGCGCCUGCGCUCUGAGGAGUGUGAGCGGGGGGGUCAGCGGAGAGAGGAGGAGGAGGAGGAGGAAGAGGAGAGCAGCAUGAGCACCUCCAGCUCACCCUCACUGCAGCACAAGGACACACUCAGCCAAUCAGAUGGCUCGACCGAAACCCUCGCCGUGGUUGCAAUGGACGAGGCAGAGGAUGUGGACAUGGCCUCCUCGUCGCUCUCGGAGACGGAGCGGGCGGGGCCUGAGAAGGCGCGGCUGCACUCUGAUUUGUCGAGCCCCAGGGGGGAGGGGCCAGCCGCGGGCGGGUCUCAGGAGGAGGCAGACCCUGAAAGCCGCUCGCUAUCGAUGGACAGCGCCUACGGAACCCUCUCCCCCCAAUCCCUGACCACACUAGAGCUGAGGGCGGGGCUGGAGGCGGGGCAUGAGGCGGGGCAUAGCGAGGGGGAGGACACAGAGGCGGAGUAUGAUGAGGAGGAGGUGUUUGAAGAGGAGGAGGAGGAGGUUGAUGACGAAGACGCCACCGCCUGGAAUGGUUCGCAGGUGACCGUUAAUGAGACGGCCUUCCUGGACGACGAGCGAGACGGCGGCGCGGGAGAGCGAGAGCGCCCCCCGGUGGCUGACCACACCCUUGCGGCGGGAACGACCUUGUCGCUGCGCCGCUGGUCCCCCGUGCUGGCCUCUCACCCCGCCCACCGCUCGCGCUCCGAGGACGACCUCCUGCAGCGAUCGGACCGUAACCGCGGAAACCACCACACUAGACCCUCCCGCUUCUGCAGGCCCGCCUCCCAGAGCGUGGAGCUCCUCCUCUCGGGGGAGGAGUCAGGGCUGAGGGGCGUGUCUGACGCGUUGGCCGGCCCCCUGCUGCGUGCUCAGGUGCGGCACGUGUCCCGCACACUCAGCUGCCCCAGCGGGCCGCCACAGGACGAGCCGGACGAGCGGGAGGAGCGAAGCACGGCGCCACCUGCUGGACGGGAGGGGAUGUGCGGCCUGACGCCAGCCCAGCAGCAGAAGAAGAAGCUGACGCGCUCACAGCUGCAGCGGCUCAGAACCAGCAUGGUGCUCAACUCCACUCUCACUGCCUCGGAGGUGUAGAACUCUCCAGGCCCUGGACGAGGGACCUCCAUGAGCUGGUCUUCUGGUGGAACUCUCGACAGACGCACCGUACAGUAGCAUGGCAACAGUAGCAUGGCAACAGCAGUGUGGACACCCGCAUGAAGGACACGACCUCACCUCCAGAGGGCGACGUCACACAUAUCAGCCUGUGUGGAUCUGAGAGAAAGACUUGCACACCCAAACUCAUCAGGAUUCACCCUACUGCCCCCAAACUCAUCAGGAUUCACCCUACUGCCCCCAAACUCAUCAGAACUAGAACCUAUUGCCCCCAAACUCAUCAGAACUAGGGCUGUCACUUUACGUUCGAAAAUCGAUUGCACAAUCGAUUGGACCAACCAACACAAGUUUCGAAAACUAAAAUAGGGAAUCGAUUUUAACCAAAUA
This is a messenger RNA of Alosa sapidissima (American shad), 3754 nucleotides long. RefSeq names its product pleckstrin homology domain containing, family G (with RhoGef domain) member 5a (gene plekhg5a). The record is from RefSeq and is a predicted model, not a curated record. The coding region runs from base 590 to 3349 and encodes 919 amino acids. Gene Ontology annotation, molecular function: guanyl-nucleotide exchange factor activity. NCBI's taxonomy places the organism in Eukaryota, Metazoa, Chordata, Actinopteri, Clupeiformes, Clupeidae. Gene Ontology annotation, cellular component: plasma membrane; axon; endocytic vesicle. Gene Ontology annotation, biological process: endothelial cell migration; Rho protein signal transduction. The transcript is spliced from 13 exons.